AUGUUUGCGGGCUUUACCUUCGAAGCUGCCUCCCGGCACCCGUCUACCAUGCAUGCACCUUCAAUGUAUACGGAGGCUCUGGUCUCCCCAACGUCAUCGCCGUGUGCCUGGGCUGCUCCAAACCGACCGCACACUCCCGCGGCAGACUCGAUGACGGAUUUGGCGCAGAGGUUCAACCAGUACAGCCUUGGCUAUAGCCAACGAGCCCAAUUCGAACCGCCGACGCCGCCAGACGAGGAGGACCUCGAGAUGGAGUUUCAGUAUCCUUCGCAGUCUCAAUCGCCAGUAGCCAGCAACUCCUCUCGUGAUUCGAUCCGCGCGCAAAGACAGCGACAUACUCGGAUGCAGUGCGACUCUCUCCACAUCAGAAGCAUUUCGUCGUUGGUGGAGAGAAUGGUGGAUGCCGGCGAGCAAUGUCGCGUAUGCUCAAGGUCCGGCUCAAGCGACGACGCAAUCGACUCAUCAUCCGAAGAAGGCGACGACUCUGACGAUGCCCGGACGCUCAGACGGGUGAGCACUUCAGCUGUGCCGUCGCAUAGCUUAAAGUACAAGCGGUCCGGCGACCUCUUCAAUACGCAGGCCGGCGUUGCGAAAGAGAUCCGCUUUCGGAGAGACCGACCACGGAAUCGUGCUGGCAGAAAGUAA
Molecule: messenger RNA, 645 nt
Organism: Coniosporium apollinis CBS 100218
Lineage: Eukaryota; Fungi; Ascomycota; Dothideomycetes
Exons: 1
Coding region: 1-645 (214 amino acids)
Source: RefSeq, a predicted model, not a curated record